Molecule: messenger RNA, 1053 nt
Organism: Blastocystis hominis
Lineage: Eukaryota; Bigyra; Opalinata; Blastocystidae
Exons: 1
Coding region: 1-1053 (350 amino acids)
Source: RefSeq, a predicted model, not a curated record
AUGAAAAGGCCACGAAACGGCAAAGAAGUUGCAGAAAAAGAACAGCACAAAAAAGCCAGGGUCGUGCAAACUACCUAUAUUGGAAGGCUAAAGGAUUGGAAAAGGGAUGGAAUAACGCAGAUUAACAUUUCUGGCGAUUGUGAGGAUGUGUGUGUGAUUAGUACAUUUAAAGAAGGAAAGCGCGAGGGAUUGACGUAUUCGUUCUACAAGCAAACGGGAAAACUGAUUAAUACUGUCCUCUAUGAGAAUGACCGUAUUGUACAGCAGAUGGAUCUCCUCGCACAUCCAAAUGACUUUGCUAUUCUGGAUAGUCCUGAUGGCUCCAGGUGGGAAGGGCAAUCUACACUCUGCCGCUCCUGUGGGCAGGGAGAGGAAUAUGACAAAGACAACAACUUGAUCUAUCGAGGGAUGGAGGUGAAUAGUUUUCGUGAAGGCGUUGGAACCAGCUAUUUCCCCUACUUUGUCCCUCCGCAAAUUGAAUAUGAAGGAGAGUGGAGUUCGGGCUUGCGCCAAGGGGAGGGCACUGCAUAUGACCGCUUUGGGAAGCUUAUUCAUAAAGGAAAAUGGUUCCAAGACAAGCCUGCGGAGCUAUCCAAAACGAUCUCUGAUGACUCCGUUCCAAUUGAGUUUUCGACCUAUCUGGAGGAGCUCAUUUUUGGAGAUUUUUCAUGCAAUUCGUUGUCAGUUAUUGAUCUAUCGAAAUGCGAAAACCUGAAACGAUUUGUCGUUGGCAAGGGUUCGUGCCAUGCUAUAAAGCGACUUGAGAUUCGCUCCAUGCGUGCAUUGGAGGAGAUUAUAGUGAACGAUGAUUCUUUUUCUGUAGUCACUAAUUCGUGGGAAUCACACCAUCGCCACAAAGAAUUGGCGCAGCAGCAAAAAAAGCAUCUCAUUAUCGCCAAGAACCCAAAACUGCGUCUUCUUUCUUUAGGAAAGAACUCUUUCUCUGACUUUAUUAAAUUCGAAAUUCAAGGUAUUUACAUAUAUAUCUAUAUAUAUAUUUCGUUUUUCUAUUUUAUUGCUCACACUCAGACUGUCCUAUGCUAUCGGAUCUAA